Molecule: messenger RNA, 1137 nt
Organism: Histoplasma mississippiense
Lineage: Eukaryota; Fungi; Ascomycota; Eurotiomycetes; Onygenales; Ajellomycetaceae
Exons: 5
Coding region: 1-1137 (378 amino acids)
Biological process (GO): piecemeal microautophagy of the nucleus; endocytosis; exocytosis
Cellular component (GO): intracellular membrane-bounded organelle; cytosol; membrane
Molecular function (GO): oxysterol binding
Source: RefSeq, a predicted model, not a curated record
AUGUCUAGCCCAAAGGAUGAGGGGUCGGGUGUCCCCGCUGGCAGUCGGGGUUCCUGGUCGUCGUUCUUGAAGUCAAUCGCCUCUUUUAACGGCGAUCUCUCCUCCCUAACCGCUCCGCCCUUUAUCCUCUCCGCCACCUCCCUCGUCGAAUACUCCGCUUACUGGGCCGAGCAUCCAAAGAUCUUUGUUGCACCAGCCAAAGAGCCCGAUCCCGAGAAACGUGCCCUCCUUGUGUUAAAAUGGUUCCUUAGCACGCUCCAUCAGCAAUAUUGUAGCCGUAGCGAGAAGUUGGGUAGCGAGAAGAAGCCGCUAAAUCCGUUCUUGGGUGAGCUGUUUCUGGGGAAGUGGGAGGAUGAUGGCGACGUUGGAGAAACACGACUUGUUAGCGAGCAAGUAAGCCAUCAUCCACCUGUAACGGCUUAUGCAAUCGAGAAUGAGAAGCAUGGUGUGCAGCUACAAGGAUAUAACGCCCAGAAAGCUUCGUUCUCGAGUACCAUAAACGUGAAACAAAUCGGACAUGCCAUAUACUCCCUCACUCCGCUACCUACCACAGCCAACCCAUCCCCAGAACGGGAAACAUACCUCAUAACUCUCCCGUCACUGCACAUCGAAUCCCUAAUUUACGGAACCCCCUUCGUCGAGCUCAACCGACAUACUCAGAUCGUUAGUUCCACCGGCUACGUUGCCAAGAUCGAAUACUCGGGCAAAGGAUGGGAUCUGUACGAAUCACGAAGGGCAUGGAAGGACGUUGCAGCCGCGAUCGGCCGUGGUGACAUGGACGCCACCUCUGUUGCCAAAUCGAAGAUCGAAGUCGCCCAGCGCCAGCUGCGCAAGUUGGAGCGCGAAGAGGGCCGCGAGUGGGAAAGGCGGUUCUUCAAGCGCGUGGAGUCUGGCGAAGAUGAUCAGGUGUUUCUCAAAUUGGCGGAGAAGCUGGGCUGGGUGGAUUCCAAUGGCAAUAGCGGCCUGGAGUCCGAUAAGACAGGCGGGGUGUGGAGAUUUUUGCCUGAGGCGGCUAAGAAUGCGGCUCCGCCCUACCAUAAAGAUGGGGCCCGCGGUCUGGGAUUAGUGGCCGGCGAUAACUCAUCUGCAGUGGUUGAACAGGCUGCGGAAGCAACGGAGGUUGCGGAAGGCAGUUGA